Molecule: messenger RNA, 1641 nt
Organism: Tetrahymena thermophila SB210
Lineage: Eukaryota; Ciliophora; Oligohymenophorea; Hymenostomatida; Tetrahymenidae
Exons: 1
Source: RefSeq, a predicted model, not a curated record
AUGUUAAUAUAGUCUAUUAUAAGCUAUUCAAAUAGGCUUUCAUCGAGUAAUUCUUUUUUGCCUACUUAUGGAAAUAAAAUUAUAUCAGUUCUUCAAGCUUCCUUAAAUAGUAAAUAUCAAACCCAAACUUACAAAGUCCUUAACUAUGUUAGCACAACUUUGCAAAACUAACAGCAAAAAAUUGCGAAUUAAAACAAUAAUAAUAAAUUAUUUAAUAAUAACGAUAUAGUUCAAUAGAAUUUAGUUGAUUGCUUUAAAAUAUUGAACUCAACUACCCAAGAGGCAUCAUAAACACUUUAGUAGCAAAGUAAUAAUAAUGGUAAAAGGCUUUUAAAAAGUUAAGAAGAUUAUUCAAAUACUUUAGGCACUUUUAGAUCCCUUGCUUCUAAUCAAACUAUGUUGCAGCAAUAAAUGGAUUUAUCAGACUAAAUAGGAAAUCUACUAAACAACAUUACCCUUCCUAACUAAGGAGACCUUUAAUUACAAGGAAAUUUAAUCUCUCUUAGCACAGAGUAAAUAACAUCUAAGAAUCUUUAAAAAUACAUGUAUGUUUAAAACUAGCCAUAGUAAAAUGAUUCAAGCACUUAUAAUGUUGUUAUGACUAAAUAUUCUUAUAACCCUUUUAUUAAUACUGACGGCUUUUAAUAAUAUAUAAAUUAACUUUAAAACUCUACUCCUGGUAUUCAAGUUUCUAUAAAUCCUGUGGUAAAACCAUUUAUCUAAAAUACAAAUAAUGCCACGAGUUAAGGGUUUAAUAAUUCUCUUACUCUUUAAUUUUCGAAUAUUAAACCAUCAAAAUAUAAUUUAACUUGCUUGUAGCAAUAAUCUUAAUCAAACUGGACAAAUUAAGACUGUAAAUUAAUUGAAUCUACCCAAACUGGCUCUUAAACUUGUUUUUGUAAAAAUCAAAAACCCACUACUAUAGCCGAAGAUUUAUAAGAUCUUCUUGAUAAUAAAAAUUUAAAAACGGCAUUUGGUUCAUAGGGAAUAUAAAAUAUUUCUAAUUUUACAACAUUCUAUGAGUAUGCUGUAUUUUGGAUUCUGAGUUCAGUUACACUAAUCCAAAUAGGACUCUGUAUUUAUGGUAAUUAGCUAGAUUCUAAGAAUAAAAAUUCAUUUGUAGGAUCUAUGUCAAAAAUCAAUCCAAUAUCUUUAGUAAAUUUUGAAAAUUUUGAUUAAAAAAACACAGAUGAAUAAUAUCAACUACAACUAAAUUAAUAAAAAUAAGAAUCCGAUAAAUUAUAAUAAAAGGAAUCGACUGUUUUUAUAAAUUACUAGCAAUAAAAAUAAUAAUCUUAAAGAGCUACGCAAUCAAAUAUAAACCUGAAAAGACCUGAAGAUGAUUAUCAAGGAAGUAAAUUAUUUGUUUAAUAAUAAGAAAACGAUGUAAACAACCAAAAAGUUUAGAAUUUAUAGUCUUUAUCUGAUAACCAAAGCAUUUAAAGCAUAUAUCUGAGUUCAAAAGAUAAUAAAUAGGAAUUAAAAUUGGAUUAACCGAACACCAUUACUGAAUAAGUUAAUGAUAAGAAAACAAAUAAUAUGAAGACAAAGGCAAAUAAAGUAAAGAAUAAUAAAAGGAUAUCGUUGAAAUAUUAAAAGGAUCAAAAAAUACUCAAAAAUUAAUGGAGACCUCUUUGUUGA